CAAGGAAAGAUGACAAAAUAUUGUGGUGUAAAGUGAGAUAACUUAUUUAAAACUCUGUAACAUUCGGUGCUGUGUAAAAUAUGUGUACUAUGCUGAGAAAUUCCGUCAUCGGCGGUAGUUUGGCCGUUUUCCGAAGGCACUACUGCACACCGGUUGUAAAUAUAUUCGAUCGCAAAGCGAAACGAUCACAGCGUGAACGGGCUGCGAAAAGCGGCGAUGUGGAGCUGUACGAUUACAUAAAGGAGGAGGUUGGCUUCCGGUUAGCGGAUCGAAUAUUCGACAUUAAGCGACAAUUUAGCAAUGCCGUCGAUCUCGGUGCAGGUCGCGGGUACGUCACGAACCACGUGCUGGCGGAAACGGUCCAGAGGUUAACGGCGGUGGAUCUAAGCCCCACCAUGCUAUCACAAAUCAAAGGAACACCGGGGCUCGAUUUUAGCAUAAAAGAAAUGGACGAGGAGCGGUUUCAGUUCGAGGACAAUUCGCUCGAUCUGGUCGUAUCCAGCAUGAGCAUGCACUGGGUGAACGAUUUGCCGGCCUGCUUCGCGGCGGUGAAUCGUGCCCUCAAACCCGAUGGAGUGUUUAUCGGGGCCAUGUUCGGUGGUGACACUCUGUACGAGCUCCGAUCGGCCCUACAGCUGGCUGAGCAGGAACGACGCGGUGGGCUUUCACCGCACGUCUCACCGUUCACGCAGAUCCGUGACGUCGGUAUGCUGCUGAAUCGCGGCGGCUUCACGCUGCUUACAAUCGACACGGACGAACUGGUCGUCGGGUAUCCGUCGGUGUUUGAGCUAAUGUUCGAUCUGCAGGGAAUGGCGGAAAACAAUGCCGCCUUCAAUCGGCCGCUCAACGUUGGCCGCGAUACACUGAUGGCGACCGCUGCCAUCUAUCAGGACAUGUACGCACGCGGAAAGGAGCGAUCCGACGGUGUAUCGGCAACGUUUCAGAUCAUUUACUUCGUCGGCUGGAAACCGCACGCUAGUCAACCGCAACCGGCCGAGCGCGGUUCGGCCACGGUUUCGUUCAAAGAUCUGGCCACCGUGAUGGGACCGGGGAAGAAGGGGAAAAAGCAAUAAAUCGACCACGCCAUUGCUAAACAGUUCAUGAAGUGUAUAUAUUUAUAUUUUUCCAAUAAGUUUUAGUAAAGUGUUGGGGCUUGCCUAUGGGCGCUACCCCGAUUCUAAGUUCUUAGCCGUACACGCUGCUCUACUGGCUGGCGGUUUGAAUGCUACAUUUUCCAACUUCGG
Molecule: messenger RNA, 1244 nt
Organism: Anopheles cruzii
Lineage: Eukaryota; Metazoa; Arthropoda; Insecta; Diptera; Culicidae
Product: arginine-hydroxylase NDUFAF5, mitochondrial
Exons: 2
Coding region: 81-1073 (330 amino acids)
Biological process (GO): mitochondrial respiratory chain complex I assembly
Cellular component (GO): mitochondrion
Molecular function (GO): S-adenosylmethionine-dependent methyltransferase activity
Source: RefSeq, a predicted model, not a curated record